AAACAUCGAACCAUUUGGAUGCUCUCAUGUUCAUUUCCUUCACCGGAUCAUCCACUUCUUUCUUAGACUCCCAUCUCCAUCUUCCCUCAAUCGCGGAGAAGGAAGACUCCGCCAGGGGAGACCGCAUCCGCGACUGUCGCCGGAUCUUCCACACCCCCUCCUUGCCAGCGGAGGACGCAUCCCUUCGACGGUCUGAUCUCCGUCCCUUCGCGGCUUCGACCCUGUGUCCUGGCCAUCGGGCACUCCUGUUGUCCGCCUUGCAGGUUUGCGUUUAAAGAUUCACCGGUACCUCUUGGCACAAAGGUGGAAUACAACUUACUAUUUUGCAUUGGUGUUGACUUUCGAACAAAAAAAACUCUUAUUUUAGCCUUGGAGAAUGUCUAGUGGAGAGGUGAAGAAAGUCUCCCGUGAAGAUAUUCAACUGGUGCAAAAUCUUAUAGAACGGUGCCUGCAGCUUUACAUGAACCAGAAAGAGGUUGUGAGUACCCUCCUACAUCAAGCCAAAAUUGAGCCAGGCUUUACUGAACUUGUGUGGCAAAAGCUUGAAGAAGAAAAUCAGGAAUUCUUCACGGCAUACCGUUUGAGGUUAAUGGUGAAGGACCAAAUACUGAGAUUCAAUGAGUUGCUUGAGAGACAGGCUAAACUAAUGAACCAGAUAUGUCCGGCUGGAGUGAGUUCGAUUCCCUUGACCAAAGGUGGAACUCAAAUACUCUCAUUGCAUGAGAAUACCUGCACAACAACUGAAAACGCUGGGCCAGUCAUGAAGGUUGAAACGAUGAACCAAAAUAUGAAUGCCAGUUUACUUAGUGCUUACUCAAACGUGUCCACACUACAAACACAUAUUCAAACUGCAAUUGACAUGUCUCCUCAUUCGCGGAGGAUUAGUGUCUUACCAAGCACACUACUCGCUCAAAAUGCCAAUGUUGGGUUGAUGCAUGGAGGACAACCAAUGAAAUCAGAAGCAGCUGCAGCUGCAGCUUAUCAUCCUGCCAAUUCUAAUUUCUUGUUUGGAAGUGAAAACAAUGUUCUGGAAAUCCGUCCAGCGAUCACGGAUGCAUCCAUUUCAUCCUUCAGUAGCGUAGAGUCUAAUUCACAUAGCCUGAACGAGACUGUUUUGGAUGCGGCUGAUACAUCGUUUGGGUUCUUGGGGCAGAUACCCCGAAACUUCAGUUUGUCAGAUUUGACAGCUGACUUUGCUAACAGUUCAGAUAUUUUAGAGAGCUAUUCGAGAUCACCCUUUCUACCUUCCGGCACAGAUAGCUUUCUGGAUCCUCAUGGUACAAUAGAACACCAAGGUCCAUUUGUUCCAUAGGUUAACCUCUGGAGGGUUUUUGUAAAUAAGGGAUUGGGGCAUGAAAAGACUCUCAGAAUGUGAAGAAUUAGAUUAUGAUGACGUCCGGGUUCACAGAAGGAUGGGAUACAUAUUAACGAUUUGGAGGAAUGGGUUUGGUGUACACGUGCAUUUAUUUGUUUUGUGCAAAUAGUUUUACAGGACAAAAUAUGAACAGUACGAAUCUCUCGUUGUAUUGUGGCGGUAAAGUAAUGUAUGUUCAUUAUACUCUGUAAUUAAAUUGCAACUCAUGUAUGUAUUCAUAGUGGUGUUACUGAAUCUGUUUAUC
Molecule: messenger RNA, 1619 nt
Organism: Cuscuta campestris
Lineage: Eukaryota; Viridiplantae; Streptophyta; Magnoliopsida; Solanales; Convolvulaceae
Source: the annotation of a GenBank genome assembly